Molecule: messenger RNA, 1039 nt
Organism: Carassius gibelio (silver crucian carp)
Lineage: Eukaryota; Metazoa; Chordata; Actinopteri; Cypriniformes; Cyprinidae
Product: voltage-dependent T-type calcium channel subunit alpha-1H-like
Exons: 6
Coding region: 40-945 (301 amino acids)
Biological process (GO): calcium ion import; sodium ion transmembrane transport; neuronal action potential
Cellular component (GO): plasma membrane; voltage-gated sodium channel complex; neuron projection
Molecular function (GO): low voltage-gated calcium channel activity; voltage-gated sodium channel activity
Source: RefSeq, a predicted model, not a curated record
UUCCCUUGACUCUUGUGCACAUGGUUUGAGCAUGUGAGCAUGCUGGUGAUUCUGUUGAACUGUGUGACUCUGGGCAUGUUCCAGCCAUGUGAGGACCUCAAGUGCCAGUCGGAGUGGUGUGUCGUCCUACAGGCAUUUGAUGACUGCAUCUUCGCCUUCUUUGCUGUGGAGAUGGUCAUCAAAAUGAUAGCCUUGGGGAUUUUUGGAUCAAAGUGUUACCUUGGUGACACAUGGAACCGCCUGGACUUCUUCAUUGUCAUGGCAGGGAUGAUGGAGUAUUCACUGGACGGUCAUAACGCCAGCCUGUCAGCCAUCCGGACUGUGCGAGUGCUCAGGCCCCUGCGAGCCAUCAACAGAGUUCCUAGUAUGAGGAUACUGGUGACUCUGCUUCUUGAUACUCUGCCUAUGUUAGGCAACGUCCUCCUGCUGUGCUUUUUUGUCUUCUUUAUAUUCGGCAUAGUUGGGGUGCAGCUGUGGGCUGGUCUUCUUAGGAAUCGGUGUUUCAUGCCAGAUAACGUGACAGCCCUUUAUAAUCUGUCACACAUGAGCCCGUACUACAUGAAUGAAGAAGGUGAGGAGAACCCCUUCAUCUGCUCCGCCAAUAAGGAGAACGGCAUGUUGCGCUGUAAUCAGGUGCCCCACCUCAAGGAGGGUGUCGAGUGCACUUUAGAUGCAUCUCCACCGGGACAUGCCUACUCUGGCCUGGAUGGGACAGGCAACAGCAGCUGUGUUAACUGGAACCAGUAUUACAGUGAGUGUAAACCCGGGGAGCUCAACCCUCACAAAGGGGCAGUGAACUUCGAUAAUAUUGGAUAUGCCUGGAUUGCGAUAUUCCAGGUUAUUACUUUGGAAGGAUGGGUGGACAUCAUGUAUUACGUUAUGGAUGCCCACUCCUUUUACAAUUUUAUAUAUUUUAUAUUGCUUAUUAUAGUAAGUAUAUGCUAAUUGAAAGUAUUUAAUGUUUUUAGUCUGUUUUCACACCGCAUACAUGAGUAGAGUAGAGCAGCAGCUGGCAAUUGCAACAUGCAGAGUCCUAGUA